AUGGAAUACGAGGACGUUUUGACUAAUCAACCUGUUGUAAUCGAUAAUGGCUCUGGGGUGAUUAAAGCUGGUUUCGCCGGUGAUGAUCAACCAAAAUGUCUUAUUCCCUCAUAUGUUGGACGUCCAAAACAUGUACGUAUUAUGGCAGGUGCUGUAGAAGGUGAUGUUUUUAUUGGACGUAAAGCUCAAGAGUUACGAGGACUUCUCAAAAUAAAGUAUCCGAUUGAACAUGGAAUUGUAUCUGAUUGGGACGAUAUGGAACGUAUAUGGAAAUAUAUUUAUGAGGAAGAAUUAAAAACUGCUCCAGAAGAACAUCCAGUCCUUUUGACUGAAGCUCCACUUAAUCCAAGAAAUAAUAGAGAUUCUGCUGCACAAAUGUUUUUUGAAACGUUCAAUGCACCAGCUUUGUUCACAUCAAUUCAAGCUGUCUUGAGUCUUUAUUCUUCAGGUCGAACAACUGGUAUAGUCCUUGAUUCCGGUGAUGGUGUAACUCAUGCUGUACCAGUAUAUGAAGGAUUUGCUCUUCCUCAUGCUAUUCGUAGAGUUGAUAUUGCAGGCCGUGACGUUACAGAAUAUUUACAAUUACUUCUUCGUAGAUCUGGUUAUAAUUUUCAUACCACUGCAGAAAAAGAAGUCGUACGUACCAUAAAAGAAAAGACUUGUUAUGUUGCAAUAAAUCCGAAUAAAGAAGAAAAAGAUACCAGUAGAGAAUUUAGUGAUUAUGUAUUGCCUGAUGGUAAUGUUGUCAAGUUGAAAACUGAAAGAUUUAAAGCACCCGAAAUCUUAUUCAAUCCAGAAUUGAUUGGAGAAGAGUAUGCAGGCGUUCACCAAGUUGUUGUUGAUUCAAUUAAUAGAGUAGAUUUAGAUUUAAGAAAGUCUUUAUUUGCAAAUGUUGUGUUGUCUGGUGGAUCAACACUUUACAAAGAUAUUAAAAUUAAGAUUUAUGCACCUUCAGAAAGAAAAUAUAGUACAUGGAUAGGUGGAUCUAUAUUAGCAGCUCUAAGCACUUUCAAGAAGAUGUGGGUUUCAGCUGAAGAAUAUCAAGAAGAUCCUGAUAUCAUUCAUAAAAAAAGUUUCUAA
This is a messenger RNA of Entrophospora sp. SA101, 1080 nucleotides long. NCBI's taxonomy places the organism in Eukaryota, Fungi, Glomeromycota, Glomeromycetes, Entrophosporales, Entrophosporaceae. The record is from the annotation of a GenBank genome assembly.